AUGAACGACCAAUGUCUGUGUGUCUUGAAGAAGAGUCCUCCACGCAGCAGGCAAAAGGGGGCUGCGAAUGACUGCAAAAGAAGCCUGGAGCUCUUUCUUCUGACUCUGUCUUUGCUUUCUUCUCUCACUGGUAAGUCCUCCAAGGCUUGAUAAGGUGAUAUGCGCGUGUUUUUGCAGGAAAAGACGUUUGUGUAGAAGGCCUCUCUGUCUGUUGAAGCGGCCUCACAAUCCCUUCAUGGCUCUGUUAUUUGGUAACAUCUAAAAUAAGCUACAUUACGCGCAGAGCGCAAACAACAGAGGGGAUGCAGCCAGGAGACUCGCUGUGCUGUAAAGGAUGGAUGCAGAGGCCGCCGACUAUAAAAUCGUUUGAAACAGUACUGCUUCCUUUUCAAGCGAGAGCAUUUUAGGGUUGGAACAGAGUGAGAUGCCUCAGUUUUCUUCCUCUCAAAAUGGAGGGAUUCUUCUUUGCCGGAAACUUCAUUUCAGUUUUAGCUGAGGAAAGCUGGAUCCUUCAAAGACUCAGUCCUGGAAUAUCUGGCUGCUUUGUGUUCAGAAAGGCAGUUUGCAAUGAUGUGUCUGCAGUCUGACAAAGCACCUUUCAGAAUUGAAUAAUGAUAUCCAAUACACUCUGAGUGGGUCUCCUUUUGGGCUUGAAUUAAAAGCUGCAGUUAGUGUAUAAUUGCUGGUAUGAGUAAGACCCUGUCCACAUUUAACACCUCUCCUCAGAGAUCUGCAUUGGCUGGUGUUAUGUUAUAGGGCUAAAUUUAAGACAUUACUACUGGUACAUAAAGCCCUCAGUAGCUUGAGACCAGUUUAUUUCAAGGAUCACCUUAAUCCAUAUAAGCUCUUGAAUUGGUACUACUUACAAGUGCCACAUAAUAUUCAUUUCAAACCUGCAAGAAAUCAAUCUUUUAAUUUAACAGAACCUAGACUUUGAAACUCCCUGCCUCUUGGCACCAGGCAGAUUAAUGCACUCUUUUUGGCACCUGUUAAAAUCUCUCCGUCCAGGCAACCCUUCCCAGAAUUUGGCAUGUGCUUUAAUCGGGGCUCCCAGGAUUCAGAAACCAUUUCAUUUUUUUAAUUGGUGCUUGUCCACAGAAACUUACAAAGAGAAUAACUUAAAAGAUUGAGUAAAGGUCAAUUCCUGAAAUUAAUAGGCAAGCAGAAAUCAAAAAGCUUUAAAUCGGUGAUUCUGAGAGACUUUUCCAACCAUUGUCCCUUUCUUUGACUUUGUUUCUCCCUUUUCCUUCCUUCUUUUCCAUCUCCCUGAACUUUUUAAGGUACUGCAAGUAUCAGAGUACAGAAUCCCCACAAGGAGAAGUUGAAUGGGAUCUUGGGAGGCUGUGUGUUGCUCCCUGUAAAUAUCCCCCUCUUGGAAACACUGAAAACAACUGAAUGGGAUUUCCAGGGAGAAAAUGGUUUGAAAUUUCAGCUGGCUGAGUUGAGGGAAGGAAGACUGGAGAGGCUGAAUCCCAAGGACAGGUUUGGGCCAAGAUUGGAGAUGGCAGAUGAUACCACCCUGAGGAUCAAAGACUUGGAAAUGGAUGACAGUGGCAAAUAUUCCAUUAGAGUGAGGUUUAUUUCGACACAGUAUGAAGAUUACACCUUCCACCUCUCUGCGUAUGGUAAGCAAUUCUUUAUUCAUCUGUGUACAUUUAUUGUGGAAUAGAGCCUGGAAAAAGAGCCAAGCUUUUUCUCCUUCAGCAGUGAUGUUGCUGGGCAGUGGCUGACACCCACGGUGGGCACAGAUAAUAGUAAUAAUAAUAAUAAUAAUAAUAAUAAUAAUAAUUUAUUAUUUAUACCAUGCCCAUCUGGCUGGGUUUCCCCAGCCACUCUGAGCGGCUCCAAACAGAAUAUUAAAACCACGAUGCAAGAUCAAACAUUAAAUCUUCCCUGAACAGGGCUGCCUUCAGAUGUUUUCUAAAUGUCAGGUAUUUGUUUAUCUUUUUGACAUCUGAUGAGAGGACGUUCCACAGGGCAGGCGCCACUACCGAGAAGGCCCUCUGCCUGGUUCCCUGUAGCUUUGCUUCUCACAAUGAGGGAACCGCCAGAAGGCCCUCGGAGCUGGACCUCAGUGUCCGGGCUGAAUGAUGGGGCUGGAGACGCUCCUUCAGGUAUACUGGGCCAAGGUCAUUUAGGCCUUUAAAGGUCAGCACCAACAUUUUGAAUUGUGCUGGGAAACGUAUGAGCCUUUCAUAUGUUAUUCCACAGAACCAGUCCCAGAACCAAAAAUCCUCUCCCAAAUUGUCUCCAAGAGCCCAGAUGGCUGCAAUGUGACCCUGCAGUGUCAGGUGCCUGGAAAGGGGGAAUUCAACAUCUCCUGGAAAGGAGGAGAUGCCUUCAGGGACUUAGAAGAUGGUUCAAAGUCAUAUCACCUCUCUGGCAAUGGCAAAAAUCUCCACUUGUUCUGGAAGCUCAGCUCCUCAGAGCCCAACAUCACCUGCCUGGUCACCAAUCCAGCAGAUCAGAAAAGCAUCUCCUCCAACUUGCUGCACAUCUGCCAAACUGAAGGUGAGCAACUCUCUAUUUUAUUUAGAAAACUGCAGAAACCACUUAAUUAAAAAAUCAUUGAUUUAAUCUUUAAAAGUGCAUAAAACACAGUGAAAGCUGAACAGUUAUUUGUCCUCCUCCCCUUCCUCAUUAUGCAUUAGCUGGGUAGUUGAUUGGGGUGCUGAACACCCAACACUUCCCUUCCAUUUUAAUUUCAAAAUGAGCCUUAUCAUGGGGUCAGUGAAUUGGAAAGAUUUUAAAUUUUUCAAAUGGAAAUCUAGACAGAUUCAUGAACCGUUGCAAACUUAGGAAUCGGUCCUCAUAACCAGCUUGCAAAAUUCAAACAGAAUUCUAACAAAUCAGUAAGCCUAUAAUUGGAUUCAAGAAGGCCACAGAGAACUGAGAAGGAGGUGGAAGGUGAGGUCAGUUGGGGACAUAUACACAAUUCUUGCAGAAAGCCAACAGGUGAAGUUCCGGGUGUUGUCUUAUCUGUUUCUUCUCUCUCUCUCUUUUUAUUGAACAAUGCUAGUGGUUUACAAAGGAAUCUAGAAUAUUCAUCAAAACAUAACUUUUAAAAGCAACCCUCAAAAGCAAGUUAAAUUUUUUAUCUGAAAAUUGCAGCUUUCACAAGCUUCAAAAGCUAUAACAGACGCUGUAAAACACAGGCCUCUUUGCCUGUGCCAUCAUUUAUGUGGCUCUUUUCAUCCUGAUAACAGCAUUAUAUUUAAAAGCAUAUUUAUAAAAGUUGUUAUCUGAAAGUCUUCCUAGAUAUCUAUAUAUAUAUAUAUUACACCCAGAGAUAGUGUAUCCCAACAAGCCUGCUGUGGGAUAGAUUUUUUCACAAAGUCCAAAACAUUCAACCUCUUUUCUACUUCACAGACCCAGCUGUGUUUUUUUCUCUAACCAAUAUUUGAGCUUGCAUUCUCAGAGCAGCAAGAAGGCCAGUCAUUGGCAGCCAUCAAGCCAACAUCUGGCAUGAGAAAACAUCUGGGGAUUAUGACAUGUGGGUUUUCUUUCCAUGGAAAACAGCAGCUUUGGCAAUGAAUGGAGUUCUCUAACAAUGAAAGGAUUUCACAGCCAUUCAAGCACUCUCAGCAUAGCUUAUAAACCACAUAAUAAUGGUAAUAAUAAUGAUUAACCUCUAAGUACAUAAAAAUCGGGACACGGGAGGCACUGUGGGUUAAACCACAGAGCCUAGGGCUUGCUGAUCAGAAGGUCGGUGGUUCGAAUCCCCGUGACGGGGUGAACUCCCAUUGUUUGGUCCCUGCUCCUGUCCAACUAGCAGUUUGAAAGCACGUCAAAGUGCAAGUAGAUCAAUAGGUACCGCUCUGGCAGGAAGGUAAACGGCAUUUCGGUGCGCUGCUCUGGUUCGCCAGAAGCAGCUUAGUCAUGCUAGCCACAUGACCCGGAAGCUGUACGCCGGCUCCCUCGGCCAAUAAAGCGAGAUGAGCGCCGCAACCCCAGAGUCGGUCACGACUGGACCUAAUGGUCAGGGGUUCCUUUACCUUACCUACAUAUAAUAAUGAGAAAACAGCAAGGAAAGAAAUAGGAACCAGGUGAAGUGAUCAGUAAUGGGAGAUGGAUUACUGCAGAUAACCACUGGGUGAAUCUGGGAGGGUUUUCUUAACCAUUUACCCUUUGGUGAAUUUUUCAACUAAAACUCCAACAUACACCUUGGUUUGUUUUUUUACCCCACAAUAUUCAUUUUAUUCCUCUAUAUCUGUUUUUAAAACUGCAAGUUUUUACAGUAAUCCUGAUAAUGUCUUAAUCUGUUUGCAAUUUGUUCAAUAAACCAUUUCUGUUCCUUAAUAAAAAGUUUGUUUCCUAAUUCGUCCAUUAAGUUUCUCCAUUUCUGCUCAUUCCAUUGUUUUCUGUGACCAUUCUUCUCUCGUCGGAACAUCUUCUUCUUUCCAUUUUUGGGCAAAGAUCUUUAUUGCGACUGUAGUCGUAUACAUAAAUAAGUUUCUGUAUUGCUGAGGUAGCUCUGAUCCCAUCAGAUAAGUGGAGGCUUUCAAGAAGCUGGUUGUGCACAGCUCUAGCCGAGACCCUUGUCCAUGCAACAUGUGUGCUCUGCCAAUGAGCGUUGCGCAACAUUUUAGUGGUCUUCCAAUAUCUUGCACCUUUUUUGAAAAAAAACAAAAAGAAAAUUAUUCUUUAUCCAGUCUUUACAGGUGACCGUCAACUCAUACAGCAUUGGAGGUGGGGUUUUCUCAUCAUUUUGCUCCUCUUCUUGGCUGUAUUUGGGAUUAUGACCAGGAAGACAUGA
Messenger RNA from Podarcis lilfordi (Lilford's wall lizard), 4756 nucleotides. NCBI's taxonomy places the organism in Eukaryota, Metazoa, Chordata, Lepidosauria, Squamata, Lacertidae. The record is from the annotation of a GenBank genome assembly.